CAGCUUCCUGGAUAUCAAACACCGUUACUACUUACGUUGAACUUUUCCGUGAGCAUGUUUAGCAUUUUUAAUUAUUAAUCCUGGGAGUUACGUUACGAACAACCUACGAAUAUGGGCCUAUCGAUGGUUGAGCUUCGCCUGUCCCUAAAGCAAAGGUAUUUUCUCCUGCUGUGUGUUGCUGUCGGAGCAAUACUCGCGUACCAGCUCACAAGGCAUCGCCUUGAUGAGAGAAUAAUGAGCCGUGUGGAGGGUCUGAGGGCCAACUCCUCUCAGUUCACUCUGGAGGGAGCACCCUUCCGCAUCCUGGGGGGCUCCAUCCAUUACUUCCGUGUACCCAGAGCCUACUGGGAGGACCGGCUGCUGAAGAUGAAGGCCUGUGGCCUCAACACUGUCACCACGUAUGUGCCGUGGAACCUGCAUGAGCCCGAGCGAGGGGUGUUCCACUUUGAGGACCAGCUCGACUUAGAAUCCUACCUCCGCCUAGCAGCCAGCUUGGGCCUCUGGGUCAUUCUGCGUCCAGGGCCGUACAUCUGUGCUGAGUGGGAUUUAGGGGGGCUGCCCAGUUGGCUACUGCGGGAUCCAAACAUGAAACUAAGAACGACCUACCCAAGAUUCACCGAUGCAGUCAACUCCUUCUUUAAUCAGCUCAUUAAGAAAGUGGUUCCACAUCAGUACUCCAAGGGCGGCCCGAUUAUCGCAGUUCAAGUGGAGAAUGAAUACGGCUCCUAUGCUAAAGAUGGAGAGUACAUGCCUUUCAUCAAAGAGGCGUUAUUGUCCAGGGGCAUCACCGAGCUGCUGCUGACUUCAGACAACAAGGAAGGACUAAAGCGUGGUGGAGUGAAAGGAGCAUUAGAAACCAUCAAUUUCCAGAAACUGAACAUGAAUGACAUCAAGUAUCUGGAUGGAAUACAACCUCACAAGCCUAAGAUGGUGAUGGAGUACUGGUCUGGCUGGUUCGAUCUUUGGGGGGACCUUCAUCAUGUGUUCACAGCUGAAGAUAUGGUCGACGUGGUCACAGAGAUCCUGAAACUGGACAUGUCCAUCAACCUCUACAUGUUCCACGGAGGGACCAAUUUCGGCUUCAUGAGCGGAGCGCUCGCCGCUGGAAUGCCGGCGCCUAAACCGAUGGUGACGAGCUACGAUUACGAUGCUCCAUUAUCCGAGGCUGGGGAUUACACCGCCAAGUACCAUCUUCUGAGGAAUGUAUUCAGCCGCUACCACGCCCAGCCUCUCCCUGAACUGCCCUCUCAUCAGGAGAGGAGAGCGUACCAGGCUGUCGUCGUCCAGCAGCACCUGUCUCUGUGGGACAGUCUGCAUUUCACUGACAAGCCUUUGAAGUCCGAGAGGCCGGUGAACAUGGAGAAUCUCCCCGUCAACAACAACAAUGGUCAGUCUUACGGGUACACGCUGUAUGAGACCCCCAUCACCAGCGAGGGGACACUCAACUCAAAGAACAACAUCAGAGACCGAGCACUGGUUUUUGUGGCUAAACAUUUUGUUGGUGUGCUGGAUUACGAAACGCAAGAACUUUCACUCCCUGGUGGGAAGGGAAAACGAACUCUCAGUCUGUUGGUGGAGAACUGUGGAAGAGUGAAUUAUGGGAACACCCUGGAUGAGCAGCGCAAAGGUCUGGUUGGAGAUAUCGAGUUAAACAAGCGGCCCCUCCGUGACUUCCUAAUUCGUGGUCUGGACAUGAAGCCAGGCUUUGUAAACAGUCUCGAGUAUUCAGGCCACUGGAUGUCUACGCGUCAGCGGCCCACCUUCCCAUCAUUUUUCCAGGCCAGACUGUAUGUGAACAGCUCUCCCAAAGACACCUUCAUCAAACUCCCUGGCUGGAGCAAAGGUGUCGUGUUUAUCAACGGCAAGAAUCUGGGUCGCUAUUGGUCCAUCGGUCCUCAGCAGACUCUGUAUGUCCCGGGCCCCUGGCUGCACAGGGGGGACAACCAGGUUGUAGUGUUUGAGGAGCAGGAAACCGACGGCAAGAUCCAGUUCACCAGCAGUCCUGACUACGGCAUGGCCGCGGAUGUACAGUGAGGGCGCGGAGGCUGGGGGGGGGGACAUCUGUCCUGUCAGAAGACACCGACACGGCAAGGAUCCAGACUUUAAUUCGGCAACUAUUUAUUACGACAUUCUGUCGAGUCCUUUUUGUUCCAUUUAGCAAAGAUAUCAUUAACUUACAUUCAUAUAUGUCUUAAUUGUAAAAAAAAAAAAAAACUUUUAUUAUAAUGAAGUCUUGUAAAAUCUCCUCCUUUUGAAUUUAUUUUACAUUAAGCUUUGUCAAAAUAAUUGUUAAUAAAGGUUCUCUGUGUCCGUAAGGCGGCUUGUGAACGGCUGUAUUUGAGACUAGCCUGUUGCAUAACACGGCUGGUUAUUUUUCAAAUAUAAUAUGCUGUGAACUCCUGCAGAUAAGUCAAGAUCAAAAGCUUUCUUUUUGUGUGGCGCUUACCAGACUACCAUCACACUUACGUUCUUCAAGGGAUGAUGCCCCAGUGAAGCUGCGCUGUCACAUUUAAAGACUAAGCAAUUUAUUUUUCUGCCGUUUUUCGCGAGCUACCUGUGGAUCGGUAAACCAGAGGAAGAACGAGCUCAAAUCCUCCAAACAGCCGUAGGUUGUCCGAGACCCAAACCCAAAGUGAAACACUCACCACCAUGUUUUUUCUUAUUUUUGAUGACAAAAAACACUGUAUUUAUUGUUACCUACCGUUUAGAUUGAGUGCCUUUGAUAUCUGCUCUACACCUCAAAGCUACGUGGAUAUCAAAGAUAUUUAUCCAAAACUUGAGCUUACUUUUUUUUUUAAUACAAAGUUGUCUUCGGAGAAAAUUUUUUUUCUUUAUAGAAAGUUGUUUUCACCUGAAGUUGCAGCAAGGCAUUUUUAUUUUGUGUUGAAUUUGUGGGUCCCUGUGGACUAAAGUUGGAGUGUUUCCGAGUCCUUUUCAAAACCUCGUAUUUUACUGCAGCAGGCAGUCCUGGUUUUGGUUCCCCCAUCCCCCCCCAUUGGGGUUUGUGUUGGCUCCCAGUCUGGACCAGCAGAACUCUGCCAGUGACGCUUGCCACUGGGCCGAUGUCCCAGUUACCUGACGGACCCAUUUGUCACGGUGGAGCGUAACUGACGGUCAUCUCUCGUUUCCCUCGCUGUAUUUUCUUUUUGCUUAAAUGUGGUUUGUUUCGGUCAUUAAUCUUCGUGUUCAGCAGCAGUUGUAUUAUUUACAGCGCAGUUUAAUUUACAUCCCAUAAUGCUCCUAUAUUCCUGUGAUUGCCUCACAUUACACACUGCUUACAUAUUUACACGUUGCUCUUGGUGAGCAGUCGUAUCUCAUUUCAGGAGGCAGGAACAUGCUAUGCUAGUAUCUUACAGUGAUUUACAGAUUUGUGGAUAUAUAUUUAUUUCUACCGUGGCUAAUUAACCCUGUUUUGUCUGUAACCCAUUUGAUUGUAGUAUUUUGAAUACUGGACUAAUUUUGGUUCAUAUCACAUCAAAAUGUGACAUGUUGGUACACAUACAUAAUUAGUGAAGGUACCCGCAAUGUGAGCAUAUUUUUGGUGCAUACUUCUGUUUGUUCCACAUUCACAGGAUAUCAAACCUCACAUUACACAACACAGCAUGACAUAACAUAACAACAGUGUCAAAUUAAACUCAGACCCGUACAUUACUCCACCCUCCCAUACCAAAGACGGGUCCUCCACCCGACAAAAUAUAAAUACAGAAAGAAGCAAAUAGUGAUCUGAAUCCUUGUGUGUGUGUGUGUGCCAAUGUCAUAUAAACAAAAUAAAAAACAAACAAAAACAAAGUGACAGCCAGUCCUCAUUCCUUCAGUUAGAUUAUGUAACACUUGUGUGUGUGUGUGUGUGUGCGUGUGUUUGUGUUAUCAUAUUGGCCACAAAUCCUUGACUUAUUCCUGUAAUCAGAGGCAGAAGCAGGAUCACAAUGUUACAAUCAUAAAAAUAAAUGUUCAUGCAAGCUAUAUUGUAUUGUAAUGUGUAAUUAACGACAAAGAAAGAUGACACCGUGCUUUUAUUGGUCACACACUUUACGGCAUGCAGCCUAAAUGAAUGACGUCUUUGAAGAAGUGGAACUUCAUCGAGACAAACCGAGAGAACAUAUUCUCUGUGCUCAAGUGUUUAGAUGUUUUUUUUUAUUACCACCUGCGUUUUGUUGAGCGGGAAGGGGCCAUUGCAAUGAACACUUCAAGGAAAUAUCAUUCAUGCCAUGAAAAAUCUCAUAGUCAAAGUCCAGAAUGCAAGAAAGGAUCCAAAAAAUGUAUAGUAAACCAUAAAAUAUAGUAUACUGUGAUUAAAAUGUAUGUAUUGUAUGCAGUAUUUCAGCUAUAGAAAUCCCAUGAUAUAGUAUGUCAUUAAUUCUGAUGUAAAAUAGUCAUAACAAUAUCAUAUUAUAAUAAUCUAUGGACACAUAGUACAGUAUGCCAUUUGAAUUCCAUUAAAAUAUAGUAUAUGUUUCCAUCAAAAUGGCAGAAGAAUAUUAUAGUCUGGUAAAUCAUAAAAAAGGUCAUGAAAAAAUACCGUAUAAAUAUUAUAGACUUGUAUGUCAGAAAAUGACAGACAAAUAUCAUAGUAUAGUGGGGCCAUAAUAAUGACAACAAAUGUCAUGUACAAUGUAAUUGUAGAAUAUGCCAUUAAAAUGUCAUAAAUACGUCACAUUAUGGGUUGUCAUUAAGCUGCAGAAGGAAGAUCUUGAAAUUCCUGGAUUCCUCCAAGUUGACAUCCGCCGUGGCUCAGUGGAGGAGCGGGGUCGUCCUUGGAUCAGGAUCGGCGGUUCGAUCCCCGGCUCCGCUGGCCCACGUCGACGUGUCCUCGGGGCACUUAGCAGACACUUACCCCCAAAUGGGUCCUGCAUCUGUGCCUCCGGUGUGUGAAUGUCAGAUCGUCCCGAUGGAGUCGCUGCCAUCAGGGCGUGAUGAUGUCAUGUAGCUGCCAUCAGGGCGUGAUGAUGUCAUGUCGCUGCCAUCAGGGCGUGAUGAUGUCAUGUAGCUGCCAUCAGGGCGUGAUGAUGUCAUGUCGUGUACAAGUACUGUCUAUUUAUCAUUUGACUGUUUUCAACAUGCAUAUAUUCACUUUAUGAUGUUUUUUAAUGAUUUUCUUUCAACAUACUAUGCAAUUUUUUUUAUUAAUUACUCUUUGACAUAUUAUAAAAUGACCAUUUGUUGACAAGUACAAUCUAUCUGACUCUUUUCAACAUGCAUAUAUUCUAUGACUUUAUGACGUUUUUUAUGAUUUUCUUUCAACAUACUAUGCAAUUUGUUUCUAAUUACUCUUUGACAUAUUAUAAAAUGACAUUUGUUGACAAGUACAAUCUAUUUACCAUUUGACUGUUUUCAACAUGCAUAUAUUCACUUUAUGACUUUUUUAUGAUUUUCUUUCAACAUACUAUGCAAUUUGUUUUUAAUUACUCUGACAUAUAAAAUGACAUUUGUUGACAUUUUUUUUUUAAACGAGGUUUUAAUUGCUUUUUUCGACAGAUUUUUCUACGGCUUCCUUUCAUAUGACUUUUUAAUUGCUUUUUGUCGACAUAAUAUUCUAUGACAUGUUGUGCUUUGACUUGUUUCAACAUACUAUAUACGAUGAUAUAUGGAUUCUUGUUUUUCAAACCCUAUAUAUUACUUGCUUUCAUUAUUUCUUUCAACAUAUUAUACGAUAAAAUAAGAUACUAUUUGUUUAUAAUUACACUUUUCAAUGAACUAUUUUAUGACUUUUUGGACAUGCUGUCAAAUAGACACACAUAUACACGUAUACACAAAGAUUUUAAAGCCUCUCCUGCACCAAUCACAGCCCCGUGUUAAAAAUGAUUUUUAAACAGAUUUGAGUUCUUUCCGAAUAAAAUUAUGAAGGACUGGA
Pseudoliparis swirei is the source of this 5851-nucleotide messenger RNA. RefSeq names its product beta-galactosidase-1-like protein 2. NCBI's taxonomy places the organism in Eukaryota, Metazoa, Chordata, Actinopteri, Perciformes, Liparidae. The transcript is spliced from 20 exons. Gene Ontology annotation, biological process: carbohydrate metabolic process. Gene Ontology annotation, cellular component: vacuole. The coding region runs from base 112 to 2034 and encodes 640 amino acids. The record is from RefSeq and is a predicted model, not a curated record. Gene Ontology annotation, molecular function: beta-galactosidase activity.